UUUGUUGUUAAUGUGUUAUUAAAUGAUCCGAAGAUGACUAUCCUUGCGAAAAAGAAAGUGAACCAAGGAAAACCUGAAGAAUCUUCGGAUUCUUCAGCUCAUCAUGGAGGAUCUCAUUCCCGUACAUUGGCUAUGGGAUCAAUGCCAAAUCAUUCUCAAGGCACAGAGACUAAGGGUCAUUCAUCACCUUGCUGGUCGAGCGGAGAGAAGAGAGCAUCUCAUUGUUCAUCAUCACAUUUUGAUGAUUAUGAACCUCACGAGAGUGGACCUAGUCAGAGCAAGCGUCGUCAUCGCGCGAGUCCUCACAGGACAACUCGCAGCAAACUGCGGGAAAGAAAUGCUGCAUCACCGACAUUUCCCGGCAGUAGCCCUGUUGCUGGUUCAUCUCCAACAGCAGGGCCAUCCGGAUUGGUGGAUGAGCUAGUGAAUGCAAGUGGUUACAACAGUGGUGAUGAAUAUGGGCCGUGCGAAUCAGCAGAUAUCUCAGAAGCGGAAUGGGUGGAGAGAGACAGAUGGUUUGAGAAAAGCAUACGAAGGAAAGGUUUCAUCAUAAAGCAGAUGGAGCAAGAUGGAGCCUGUCUGUUCCGUGCUGUAGCCGACCAGGUGUACGGUGACCAGGAGAUGCAUGCCACUGUGAGAAGUCAUUGUAUGGAUUAUAUUGCAGCUAACGGAGACUACUUCUCUCAGUAUGUCACGGAGGACUUUGACACCUACGUCGAUAGGAAAAGGCACGAAUAUGUUCAUGGCAAUCACAUUGAAAUGCAAGCUAUGAGUGAAAUGUACAAUCGUACAGUUGAGGUGUUCUGCUAUGGAACAGACCCUAUAAACAUUUUUCUGGGCAAGCACAAAAAUGAUAAUGAACCAAUCAGGUUGUCAUAUCAACGUGGGAGUCACUAUAACAGCAUCGUUGAUCCCUACAAAGCUACUGUUGGAGUUGGCCUGGGUCUGCCUAGCUAUACCCCAGGACUUGCUGAAAAGAACCUCAUGAAGGAGGCAGUGAAUCAGAGCGAACAUUUUCAAGUGGAGCAGGCGAUGUUGGAAGACAAGUUGCGUGCAACAGACUGGGAGGCUACAAACGAAGCAAUUGAGGAGCAGGUUGCCAGGGAGAGUUACCUGCAGUGGCUGAGGGACAAUGAGCAGAGAAACAAGAAUAUGCAACGGUCAACCACAGCAACUUCCAGUACAGCGACGGUCACCUCGGACAGCAAUCGCUCAUCACCUCGUACGAGGGUCGGAGGAGUAAAUUCUCCCUCGCAUCCGGAGUCUCAUCGCAACUCCCCCAAAGUUGUGGACACUAAGCGCUUUUCAGAUGAUGCAACUGCGUGUUCUUCAUCAGCUGGAUGCAGCUGGGACGAGAUGCCGAACUCAAGGCAGGGAUUUGACAUCCUUGAAACAGCUUCUUUUCUCAAUCAUUUCUCCCCAGAAUUAUUUGGUCUAAAAGAAUGGGAGGAUGGCAUCUUGGCACAGGUGAUAGCCAGAUCACAGCAGGAGUACAUUGAUAGAUUGAAGAAGAAUCGUGACAAUAAUGAGAACAGUGAUUCUGUAAGUUCAAACGGUUCUUCUAAUGGUGAUAUUGAGGGGCCUUCAACCUCAAGGUAACAUCCAUCUGUUGUCCUGUUAACUAGAAUUGCAGACAUUUCUUGUUAUUAUAUUAUUUUUAAUAUUCCAAAUAUAUUUGUUACUAUGAAAAAUAUUUAUCAGUUGAAACUGCUUGAUGAUUCAAAAUAAAUACUUUUUAUUUCGUAGAAACAAAAGAUCUAUUCCCUCGUCAGUGUGGAAUUGUGAGUCUAGGUGAGGAAUCACAUGCUUUGUUAUUAGUGAAUUCAAGAAUGCUGAGAGGAGAAUCAAGAGGAAGAAACAUUCUGUCAAGCAAAACGCAAUUUUUUAAAUUAACGGAAGCAGACAAAUGUUUUAUGAUAAAUUUUUAACAGCAAAGUGAGGAAGAAAACAGUGGUAACUUGUCAGAGGACUGACACGUAGGGACAUUGUCAGAAAGCAUCAAAUGUUUAAUGAGAGACACUGACGUAAAUUAAAUAAAUGCGAGAUUUUCUCCCCCUUUUGUCACUUUAUGUGGGAUCUUACUUCGGCAAGAGGAGUUUAAGAAGGCCGCUGCAGUAACCAGAAGAGGCUAUAUGACUUUGGAAAUUUUGGAUUUCCCAUUUCACUAAUUCAGUUAACAGAAAUAAAAUAGUGAAACUUAUUAUGAACUAUAUGCUUUUUCUUCUGUAAGGUGCCAUGUCAUAGUGAGAGUUUGCCACACAUGUAUUCAUUGUAUGUCUUAUUUUAAUGGUGUAAUAAUAUGAAAUCAUAUUAUGAAUAAAAUUCGUGGGGCGAAAAGUAGCACUUUUGCUGUGAAUGUGGGUUUACUGUGUCAGACCUUUAGCGAAAUAAUUUUACUCUCUGAUUCAACAUACGAGAUGACAUUUGUUCUGCUGGUUCAUUUACUUGUGGUUAAAAUUUUUGUUGUUUAUUUUUACAGCAGAAUAAAACAUUUGUAUAUCAUGUACCAAAAGUAUAUAAAUAUACACCCAUAGAGAAAGACAUAUAGAAUGAACUCUUAAAAAUUAAAAGAUUUUGUUUUGUAAUACCAGUAAUAUGCCUGGUGGAUACAAUAAUGAGAACAAUAAAAAUGCUGCAGAAAGUUCAGUUAUGGCAGUUUACAGAGAGCAAAGGACAUACUGAUGAGCCGUUAUGCAGGGCACGUACUUUAUCUAUGAACAGUACAGCCAGCAGACAUUGCAUAUAAUAGUGCAGUCUUCUCUGAGAAAUUGCCACCUCCUGUACCUCUACAGUUGAACUUUUUGUAUUUCCAUGGUUAUUAUUUAGUAAAAAUGUUAGCGACAAGAACAGGAUGGAAUUGCAUGCAACUCGGCACAUCAUUGCACCUACAUAUAUCAGUUUUGUACCACAGUAAUAUCUUUGACCACACUAUCGUCAGACAAAUUUGAAAUUAAAAUAUUGUAAUGAAAUAUUGAAACUAAGGCACAUAUUUACAUCAUAACUCUUCUUAAAGUAUGAAGCUUACCUGCAGAACAAAUUAUUUAAUGACAUUUUAUGCCUUCACAAGUCACACGUGCAGAAUUUACAGUCACGUCACAAAAUAGUUAAGUGAAUUACUGAAUAAUUUCAAACCAGUGAAGACAUGCACUUAUAUUUAUGAAAUUAACAAGUUAUGUAUGAUACAUUACUACUUCUAUCAGGCACAUAGGCCUAUAUGAAUCUUCUCAUCUUGUUAAUGACAAUUCCAUAAAUGUUAUAAAUGUAGAUGGAACCAUUGGUAUUAUGCAACAUUAAAAUUCAGUUUUAAUCAAAAAUGUAAUAGCAUGGCAUUAACUUCAUUAGAUACAUCAUGCUGCUGUGUAAAUAUAUACUUCUAAUUGUGGAUAUAAACCUCGUAUCUUCCUGACUUGCUCUGAACUCUGCAGAAUUUGAGCACUACAGUUAAUUUAGCAAGUUUUUAAGUAUAUACAGAGCGUUAUAAGAGGAUUAAAAGCUUUAGAGGGGUCUACUACCCACUUCAACGAGCAAAAUACAACAUUUAUCGUAUAUCCGAAAACCAACGCCAAUUGAGAUGCAGGCGAUUUUCGUGUGAUUUCUACAGCAGAUGCAUUUGACUUUCAGCUCUUCGUUGCACAGAAAUGUGCACUCGGAUCGCCUGGCUGGCAUUCUCUACUUGCUACUGUUAUACCUCUAAGUCAUUGAUCAGCAAAUAUACCAAAGCCAAAAAUCCAGAGGAUUAAGGUCAGGGAUCGUGCGGGCCAUUUCACUGGGCCUCCACAUCCUCACUGGAUUAUUGUUCUGGUGCUGAGGAAAUGAGGUGGUACCCCAUCAUGCAUGAACCAAAUGUGUGGUUGAUGAAGGAGUAGGCACUUGUUCCAAGAGUACUGGUAAAUAAUUCACCAAAAAACAAUGGUACACUGCACCUGACAGUCUGUUAGCUAAGACAUCCACCUUAGCAUGAUGGUCAGGAGUAAGGGAUUGCACUCGCUGGAUAUGGUACCGGUAAAAUGAUUGUUCGUGGAGAAUUCUCCAGAAAAGGGGAACACCGAUACCCUCAGCAGUUGCAAUUCUUCGAACACUGGUUAUGGGAUCUUCAUCCACUCUUCUCAAUACGUGAACUUCCAUUCUGUGAGUUCGAACUGAUCAAGCCCUUAUGCGAUCCGAUGCCCACGAAGUCUGGCGUAUAAUUUGUGGGAUGGGAUUCUGUAUAGAGGCGACAUGCUUCCCGAGAAUUUCCAUUGGCACGUCCAUACAGGACAUGCAUGUCUGCCAUUUCCUGAGCAGAGUAAUAAGAUCAUUAACUAUAAAGAAUUUUUGGGCCUUGUGACCUUUUCCGUCCUCAGUUGUCCCUUUGUUUCUUCUUCCUAUUCAGUGUUUAAAAAUUAGAUGUGGCAAUCUUUCCCUGUCUGUUCUUUGUACAUGUUGGAUCCAAUUUCUUCUGUAUCUGUGAAUAUUUCUAAUAUUGGUUCUGUUUGCAGUUCUUUGUAGAUGAUGUCAUUCCGUUUAUGAUCUCUCCAUGUGUAUUUGGCUGUGUUUAUUAAAAACUUCAUCUCUGAUCUUGA
This is a messenger RNA of Zootermopsis nevadensis, 4562 nucleotides long. It is a transcript of the gene Duba, whose product is annotated as Deubiquitinating enzyme A. Gene Ontology annotation, biological process: protein deubiquitination. NCBI's taxonomy places the organism in Eukaryota, Metazoa, Arthropoda, Insecta, Blattodea, Termopsidae. The record is from RefSeq and is a predicted model, not a curated record. Gene Ontology annotation, molecular function: cysteine-type deubiquitinase activity; K63-linked deubiquitinase activity.